Messenger RNA from Porites evermanni, 3206 nucleotides. NCBI's taxonomy places the organism in Eukaryota, Metazoa, Cnidaria, Anthozoa, Scleractinia, Poritidae. The record is from the annotation of a GenBank genome assembly.
AUGUUGCGCUUGUUUAUUCCGUUGUUUCUUUUCCUGAUCUUGCGUUCCUUCGCAAGCCAGAAAAACUCUGUAAGCAACGUAAGUUUGGCAUUUUUUUAGUUCGGUCUUUGUAUGAAUUUAUUUUGUCUAAUGUAAAAAGUAAGACACCAUGACUGCUACUUUAACCAAUAGAAUUCACUAUUAAUACCUCGCGGACUUCCUCUUGUUUAGGUAUCAAAUCAAAACCAUUGCUGCAACUGUCGCGACGGUAAGCUAAAGACUUUGAAUGAAUUCUGAUUCCCUCUCUGUUCAUGUUGUUUCUAAUAUAUUUUCUCAUUUUUUGCCUAGGAAGGGAUGGACGAGAUGGUCAGAACGGUAAUAUAAGACAUCGUACAUAUCAGUAUAACUGCCAUGUUCACUAACGGACACAAUGUUAGCUGAUAAUUCAAGGCCCAGAUUACGAAUUGUAUAGCAGUAAAAUACUUUCUGACCCGGUGAGCCUUCCAAUUUAGUACCUAUACGUAUAUAUCUGUUCACACCUUCUGCCCAUAAAUGGAAUAGUAGAUUGCUAGCAGGAAAUAUUGCCUUAGGAACUUAAAUUAGCCAUAUAGUUUCAUACAACUACCGUGUGAAUUCAUCAAAGAAAAUAUUAGAAGUUCUAACUGUCGAAAGUCGAAAAGCAAACCUCGUUAAAUAUAAGAUAACGUAGUCAGAAUUUAGAUGGUGUAGAAAAAUAAAUGAAGUAUAAAGUAAGAUAUCAAGAUCACUGACGUGGCAUUGUCUUCUCAUCACCAUUAAAUAAUUUUAUUCUUUUUACACUCAAGGAAAGGAUGGUCGUGAUGGAAGAGACGGGAUCAAUGCGGGAAACGGGAUGAAGGUUGCUCUAGAUAUUAAACAGGACAAAAGCUUUUUCUGCCAUUAACAAAAUCGAUGAUAAAUUAUUUCUUGGAUCAAAGAUUAAUAAGGCAGAACACCGGACAAAUGGCUAAGAUUAUUCAAGUUCGCUGCAAUCCGAGAUGUCAGCUGCCUAAGAAAUGCUCUCUAAAAACCCCGAUAGUCUAUUUUCUGUAGUAAAAGGGAAGGACACAGUACAACAGUUAGUUUGAUCAAAUAAUUAGUUACUUAAGAUAAAAAAUUUCGGUUAAAAUCUGACGAAAUCUCAGCGGUAAAGGCAGUCUUAACUAAAAGGACUACAGAAAAAGAGAUCUGAGUCUUCAAGUUUCCUCAACCUCUAGAAUAGUCUUUUGAUUGUUUUUCAGGGUCAAAAAGGAGAACGUGGUUCACCAGGAAAGAACGCAGGAGGUGUAAUUAAGUUUAGCGAUACCGCUGAGAAAUGUACCGCAAGCAUCGCUGGCACUGUUAGCUACAGUACUUCCCAGAAAUCGUUGCAACUCUGUGAUGGAAGUUAUUGGCUGCCAGUGUUGGCUGUUAGAAAAGGUUACAAGGCAGAUAGACCAGGCCGCCAUUGUUUGGAUGUCUUAAAUUCUGGUACGCUUAAACUUUGAAAAACAAUUAAGGCGUAAGGCAUUUAAAAGUGAACAAUUGACACUGAUAAGCACCACUUGUACUAAAAAGCAUUAUAGACAAUAGAAUCAAACUCGUUCCCAGUUUCUGUGCAUUGCUAUCUAAGCAACAAAGAACUGCGGACAGGGUUGGUUGUUGUAGAGAAUGCUCGGAGGUACAGAGUAAGUAGCGGCAGGGACUGGGAGACUGGGAGGAAAACUGUCAUUUAAAGACGCACUUUGAAAUGAACCUAUUAAAGAUUAUCUUCUUAAUCAAAAUAAACAAUCAUUUCAAAUAAUCUUACAAUUACAUAUUAUUUAUGAUCAGGCCAAAGUCAUGGCAGUGGGCUUUACUGGAUUGAUCCAAACGGUGGCUCGACAAAAGACUCGUUCCAAGCCUUUUGCGAAAUGGAAACUGAGCGUGGAGGUUGGACCCUGGUUGCCACAAAGGUAUCCCCAGGCUUCGACUGCAUCAAAUCUGCUUUCUCAACAGUGGCCGCUGCAACUAAGAACAGAGAUGCCGGGAGUCACAUACAUCCAAGCAUGGGGAACUGGAAAGAGGUUAUGUUCCGCUUUGCUGACGUUCAUACCAUCCGACUUAUUUACAACAGAAAAGCCGGCGCACCAAACAAUUACAAGGAGGAAUUCGACAAGUUCUUGAUGGGGAAGUCCAUGGAGUUGGAUAAAAACGUCAAUGGAUUUUACAAGUACAGUCCAGCAGAUAACAUAAGAAAUCCGAGCGUGGGGUUUGCCACCAUAUCCUCUUUGAACUUCUAUUCAAGACAUGGGAUCUCAGAAGAUCACAGUGGCACGGAUAAGUGGCUUGACAUGUGGAGUGGUGCUGAUGGCUCAAACAACUACAUCUACAGCGAUAACAGCAGGGCGCGGGGCACCAAAUGUAUCGCGGGCUACUGCUAUCUGAACAAGCCAAUCUGGGUGAUGGUGCGCUAGUAAAACCAUCAAGUUAAUACACGAGCAGCUAACUACGCGAGAAAGGAUUAGAUACUUAUGUGUUAACAGCUGAUAAUAAAAUAGGUUUUAAAACAGACUGCUGCAGUAUUAAACGUUCCAACAAUGUUGUCAAGAUUAAAACGACCAGAUAUUAGUCCAGUUAAAAGGAACUGAUUCUCGCAUGUUGUACUGACUGCUCAUAAAAUAAAACUAAAAAGCAUUGGCGAUUUGGGUGUGUUGUUUAUUGGUUGUUUGUUUAUUUUUUCUCAGAACAACCCUUUUGUUGGUUGGAAAGGGGGAAAUUAAGCAAGGGCUAGAUUCAGUUCCACUCUAGGCCUAGUGCAUGAAAGUUGGAAAAGCUUAUACUGGCUCUUUUUCAAGAUCACAAAAUUUAUGUUAGCCGUCUACAGCUAUAAAAGACGCGCUUCCUUGUGAAUCUCUUUAUAUUCCUUUAACCUAACAACAGACGAAUCGUUAAACAAAAAUAUAUGAACAAUCACCAAAGAGACCAAAUUUCUAAUAAGAGAGAUUACGUUCGUCAAUGUCUUUACUGCGAGAAAAUCGAGGUAAUAUCAAGUGGCAUGUUUGUGAUCUGUCGUUAUCGCGGGAAUAUUAUUGGUAGCACUAAACACAUCUUGACACGAACUGAUUAUAAACCAAAAACUUUAUCUGAUCUUCUAGUUAGCUUGGCUCCAUGUGAACAGAACUUUUGUAGUUUUAUUGGUCUGAUCUCCCUGAUCAUUUUCUUUUGUUUUCCAACACUUGUUUUAUAGA